GGUGCGCGCGCGGAGGAGGACGUUCAUAUGCAGCGGCGGCAGAGGGAAAGACGGGAUGCAGGGAACAGUAGGUUUUGGGACUCGUGUGGAGGAGCUUACUAUUUUGCAACUGGCUGAAGGCUCGUCAUGCGAGAACCGAGGUCUCCCAGUGACGGUGUGUCGGGAGGCGAGGUCCUGUGGUAGUGGUGAACACGAGAUCAAGGUGGCUGAGUCUCCACUGCAGAUCGCUGACAUGAAAUAUAUCACUUUAUCCAGCACACCUUUCCACAAGGCAUCAUCCCCGGUGGUUCCCACCCUCGGCUCAGACAGCUCUGCUGAUUGGUCAGUCUCUAUGGCCACACCCACCAAUCUCCGACAUGCCGUCAAAAGGGAAACCCCCAUUGUUACCACCACUGAUGAGGAAGUAUCUGAUAUGGAGAGAACAGUUACUAAAACAAGACCAAGGUCACUGGCAGCGAAAGGCAAAAAUGUGAUAAGAACACUAUUCAGACGCCAGUCGCCACAGUGUCAUUCCACGGCCUCCAGCACGGCUCAGCAACUUCCUGCCACACCUCUCCCAUUCUCCCCCAUCCCUGCCAGUCCUCUGCUUCACACUGUACAGCGACCCUGCUCUCCCGAGGCCCCGCCCACUAAUAAUACCAGCCUUUCGCUCAUCAGUGGUACCAACACCGUUGCAGAGACACCAACGAGGCCAGAGAUUGAGGGACGGAGGAGGUUUGAAAUUGACGAGGGGAGGAAGAGGAGGAGGAGUGAGAGAGAGAGUGUGGGACUCAACCAAGGCUUCUGUGAGGAGGCCCCGGUCUCCAGUCAGGAGCUGUUUGAUAGUCCGGAUGUGUUUGAUUGUGUGGAGAGGGUUCCAGAUAGUCCCCUGGUGGCCACGGUCCCAGAGUCUCCCGCUAGACCUGAGGACGAGGGAGACCCUGCGUUAGCUGACAAUCAGGAGAGGGAAGAGGGAGCACGGUGCAGUGGUGAGGAGGGGGAGGGGCAAGCUCCAGCCAAUCAAAAAUCUUCAAGGAAUCCAAUACAAGAGCAGACCAAUGGAGAUCAGAUACAAGUUGAUCAAACAACAAAUGAAAGGCAAGUCAACCCCAUAGAAAAUCAGACUCAACUCAAUCAUGACACCUACUGCACCCACCAAGUCAACCAAACAGAGGUCGUUCAGAUCAGAACCUCAACACAAGUCAAUCCCAAUGGUAAUGAUGCAAGCGCUGAUAUCAAUGGAGAAGUCAAUCACUAUGAAAUUCAAAUGCAAUUCUCUCCAGUCAGAGAUCUGCCACAAGUCAAUCCUACUAGAUCUGAAUCACAAGUCAAUCCCAACCUUCCUUCGAAGACAACAAUCAACAACUUUCUCUACCCUAGCGGCAUGCAGACUGACAGGCAGACUGGCAGGGGAAUUGGUAAUCAGACCAGGGGCAAGAGAAAGAUAGAGGAGAUCAGCUCUGCAGAGCCUCCGGUGAAGAAGGCCAGUUGCCUGGGUGAGGUCUUUGACCAGAAACCAACUGCUCCUGACAGUGUGAAUAGAGUUGCAGACGCUGCUCCACUCCUUGGAUCAGUGGCAGAGAGUGACUGUGAAAUGAGUGAAGAAGAAGAUGAGAAGGAGGAUGGAGAAGAAGAUGAAGAAGAAGAGAAAGAAAAGGAGAUUGAAGGGAGAGUUUCAAGUGGUGAGCUCCAACUAGAAUCAGUGGCAGAGAGUGACUGUGAAAUGAGACCAGACGAUAAGGAUGCAGAGAAAGGAGAGGAAGAGAAAGAAGAAGAAAAGGUUUCAAAUGUUGGACCACAUGUGGUUGUCCCUCUGCGAGGAAGCAGGGUCCCAGAACUGCGAGACAAUCCUCUCCCAUCUCCAACCUCUCCCACUGCCCAUGUGUCCACCUCUCUUCCUCCUCUUCCCUCCUUUGUUGGUUUCCAGACUGCCUCCGGAUGCUCCCUCUCCCUCUCUGAAAAGUCCCUACAGAAGGCACAGAGACUUUUGUCAAAAGAUGACAUGAAGAAACCACGCAGUGUGCCUCCACCACAGCCACACUGUGUCGCAACACCUCGGCAGCUAACACCUCUCAAUGUCUCUAGUUGUAAGAGAGCUCGUUCGGCAGGAGUACUGAGAUCGAGAGCGAGGCCGUUCAAUCCUCCUCGUCCAGCAGCGAAUGUGUCGGUGGUGGAGGAGAAGGCCAGGGUGGCUCGACUCCUGAGGGGGAUGAGGCGAGCAGGGGCAGGGGUCGAGGAGGGAGGGGCUGUGCAAACCCCCUCCCAUCAUGUGGAGUGUGGGUUCUCCACUGGGAAUGGCAGGAAGCUUAGCGUGUCAUCCUCAGCUCUCCGCCGAGCACAGCAGCUGGUGGCCUCGGACAAAGAGAAUGGAAUAACGCCAGCAUCAACUGAUUCGGCUGCUACAGAAUUACCUCGCACCUCAAUGGGUCCGUGUGUUUCAGGAUCAGCUAGUGCUGCUGUGGAUCUCUGCUCAAAUUCUACUUCUAUCGCUCUCUUUGGUUCAGGAUCAGCCAGUACCUCUUCUGCUUCAAAAGGUAUUAGAAUGUCUGUAUGUAGUGGGUUCCAGUUGGCCUCAGGGAAAGCUCUGUCUCUGUCAGGCAAGGCUGUGGAGAGAGCUCGCACUCUGUUGGCUGAUAUCAACACUUCAACUGACCCUCCAUUGGUGACAGAAACAAGGCCAUCAACCUGUGGAAAUGGAGCCUUCCCCGAGGCCAGGGAGUUCUCAGAUGAUUUAUAUACCAGAGGCUUUGGUAGAGAGGAUCUGGUUGACUUUACUGUCUUCAGUCAGUUCAACCAGCAGUCUGCUGAGGCAGAGAUGAUGAAGAAAGAAAGUUCCGGAAGAGAUGAGGGUGGUUCGAUGGAGGGAAACUGUGGCGAUGAGGUUGAGGAAGACUGCAGUGCCUAUUUCUCAACUCAGGCUGUGAGACAGUUUCUUGAGUUUCCUGAAGACAGUGACGGCGAAGAAGAGAAGUCUUCUCCACAGCGAGCCAUGCACAAGGCCGAGAGACUAACAGGAAUGGGGGUGAAGGAGGAGAAGGAACUGGAAGAGGAGGUGGUGGACGAGAGAACAACCAGCCAGACACUAAUGGAUGAGUUGUUUGGAGUGACAAGUCCCGAGGCUAAUGAUGGAGAUACUCUGGGACAGUUGCCAUACCAGGGAACAGUGGAGCAGGUAAUGGCAUGUGAGGAAGAGAUGGAAUCAGGCAUGAAUGGUGGCUGUGAGCUGAGGAGGAGCUGUAGUCCAGCAGCCCUUGAGGAAGGAGAGAAUCACUCCGAUGAUGACAUGGAUCUAGUUGUGGGAAAAGAACCAGUCGCAGGUUCAAAGGAACAAGAAACAUUGGCGAUGCAUGGAAAUGAUCUGAACCACUCACUCAGUAAUUCUCCAGCGAUUGUGAAAAAGAGUGCCCCCCUCUCGUUCCCUGGACUAAUGACUGCCGGUGGCAAAGAGGUGAUUGUGUCAUCCUCAGCUCUAUCAGCCGCCAGACAAUUGCUCCAUAGAGGUUCUGGGAGCUCUGAGUCCACAGGGGAGAGGGCCCCAUCAGUAGGUGAGAGAGAUGGAAACCAGCUCCUGUCACCUGAGACUCGGUCAGUGCCACUGCCUGGGCUGAUGACAGCCAGUGGGAGGAAGGUAGAGAUAUCGGAGGCAGCACUCAGAGCUGUGAGAGAGACAGGGACUGGGGCAGAGGAAGACUCAGUGAGAACUGAAGAAAAGGAAAAGUCAAAGGGGAAAGAGGCAGUGAGCGGAGGAGGUACUGUGUUCAUGGGGUUCCAGACUGCAGCAGGGAUCAAAGUCAGAGUGUCAGAAACAGCUCUUGCUGCUGUGAGAGGAGAGAAAUCCUGUUCUUCUCAAUUGCCAGCUGGCCCCUCCAUUAGUGAUAAAUCAUCCUCAAUUAGUUCUUCAUCAUCAACAAACUCGUCGACUGACCCCUCAAUUUGUGCUCCAUCGUCAACAAACACUAGCAAUGAUCAAAGACUUCGAAUUCGCCCUCACUUUAGACCGCUAGCCACAAAGCCACACCUCAUGUCUUCGUCCAGAACCUCCGUCAGGUAUAAACCAGUCUUCAGAAGAGGCCAACAGGCUCCGCCCACCCAGCCUGAAGCUCCUCCCACUGCCAUGCCCACUCCCACCCCAGCGGACCAACAGUCGUCAUCUCGUGGUCUACACACCACCCCUGAAGGUUUGAUCUGUGAUAGAACGACUGGCAGGCGACCUUUGACCCCAAUUCAAACAUUCCUGGGGCCUGAUGGCUCCUACAUGUGUGCCCCAGUUCACAGGUACAGACUUGGAAGCAUUAGAUCUGUCAGGCCACUGUCUGCAGCCAGCAGUGGUAAAGGAAAGAGAGAUAAGGAGGCUGGGGACGAGACCGAAGGGGGAAAUGACUCUCCUCACCAGUCUCCUGUGGAUGCUGACUCUGUCACUGGUACAGAGAGAGACGGAGAGAGGCAGGGAGGCAAUUAUUGCUCACAGAAUGAGGAACGACCUUCUCCUGACAAAGACACCGCCAGGGAAGACUGUCAUUUAGAGAGAAAUGACGGAGAGAAAAAGGAAGAGGACGGAAUGAAAGACAUUGAGAGUGUUGGAGAAUAUGCAUUGGACACACUGAAUGACAGCCUGGAUGCCGGAACUGAUCUUCCCCUCACUUCUGAGGUGCCCAGACCCUUUCUGAGGAGGAGACCUGUGAGAAAGAAGGUCAUUCCUCGAUCUGCUGGCUCUCUGCUGACAGCUCACUCGCAGCACUCGGAGGCCAGACUCCCUCUGUCUGCCAGAGGUCACCCGGGGAACUUCUCACUCAGACAGCUGUACCGAGCUGGAGUCCACCCCACCACUGUCGCCGUGACUACCGACUCUGCCUCCUCUUACACCUUCAACGGAGAGUUAUUCUUCAGUUCUGCUGUGUUGGAUGGAGCAGCUGUGUGUGUGGGGGAUGGUGCCACGUUGAGACUGAACAAUGGAGUAGCUGGCCCCGAGGAGCUGUGGGAGGCGUUUGCUAGUUCUCCCGGGGUCGAUAGAGGGCUGGUUUCGUUCCAGUGGUUCCAGAACCACUAUCGGUGGCUUGUUUGGAAACUGGCUGCCAUGGAAACGAGGUUCCCCAGGGAGUGCGGAGGUCGCUGGCUCACUCCGGACUGGCUCAUGAAGCAAAUGAGGUAUCGAUACGACAGAGAGAUGGAGGCUGCUGAGAGACCUGCCCUCCGCAGGAUCUGUGAGAGAGAUGAAGUCAGUCACCGGAGGCUCGUCCUGUGUGUGAGUGGAGUAUACUCCGGUCCUUACUCCAAACCCCCCACGUCUGAGGGCGGAGAUACGGGGUACCCCACAGUGGAGGUGACGGAUGGCUGGUACAGUCUGCCAGGGAUCCUGGACCCUCCGUUGCAGUACAUGGUCCACUGCAGAAGACUCUCCGUCGGGACAAAGAUUGUCACAUACGGAGCUGAACUGGUGGGGUCAGCUGACGGGUGCCACCCUCUCGAGGCCCCGCCCACCCUCUGUCUUCGUCUCUCGGCUAAUUCAACCCGCAGAGCCAGAUGGUACGUGAGACUCGGAUUUCAAACUUGUCCGCUCCCCUUCUCCCUCCCUCUCUCCUCCUUGUUCGCUGAUGGUGGACUGGUGGGGUGCACGGAGGCAGUAAUUGCCAGGGUCUACCCCCUAAUCUAUAUGGAGAAGGUCAGAGAUGGGAGGAAUAUCUUCCGGAGCAGCCGUGCGGAGGAGGAAGCAGGUCGUCGACAUCAUGAGAUGAGGCAGAGAAAGAUUGAGGCCAUUUCCAGCAGAGUGCAGAGGGAACUGGAGGAAGAACUGGCCAACAAAAAUGGUUGUUCAAGAGUGGGCUGGAGGAGGUCUCGGAGACUCAACACGGCCCAGGUGAAGCAGCUGCAGGACGGAGAGGCCAUCCACACUGCUCUAACCAACUCCUCAGACCCUCUCACCUUUCAGGAGGCUCUGUCGUCGAUGCAAGUGGCCAUGUUGGAGAGCUACCACCUGCUGCUCCGUGAGAAGAGACAGACUGAGUUGAGACAAAGGGUUGAGGAGGCAGUGAGGGAAGAGGAGGAGAGAGGGAGACUGCCUCUCCCGCACACCUCCACUCCUCUUCUCAGAGUCAGACUUGUAUCUCGAGGCCCCAACCCUCCACAAGUGAACUGCACGCUGUCUGUCUGGCAGCCUCGUGAGGGUGUGACGUCGGUGCUGGUGGAGGGGAAACUGGUGAGGAUGUGGAACCUCAACAGCUCAAACAGGAAAAGCCGGUCUGGCAGCCUCCAGAUGUCGGCCUCCCCUCGCACCAGAUUCGAGGCUGUGGACAUGGACCAGUGUGAGAUGGGGAAAGUUUUAGAAGGCUACCGGCCGCGGGAGUGUGUGAGUAUUGGGAGGUUGGUGAGGGGGGAGGGGGUGUGGUGUGGGGAGUUUGACACCGUCGGAAUUGUGGUGAGUGUCAUCAGCGAACAGCUGGAGGCAACACCCACCGGCAGCUCCAGUAGGAAGUUGGACACAGUGUACAUGGCGGAUGGCGAGGGAAAUAUGAUGGCAGUAAGGAUCUGGGAUGGACUCAAGCAUUAUGGCCUGCAAGGUCUGGUGACUCCGGCUUCCCUCAUAUCUGCCACCUCCCUCUCUCUCCGAGGACCACACCCAUUCUCCAGCAACACCCUCUCUGCUACUGCCUCUGACCACACCCACUUUUCCCAGGCCCCACCCCUCCCACAUGUAAGGGAGGGGCUGCUGCUAUUGGAGACAGAGUUGCCUAGCAACAGAACUGACUACCUCCUAUCACUAGAGGACGAGGUCAUGAAUAUGCAUUUACCAUUACAUCACCAUUGA
Molecule: messenger RNA, 6781 nt
Organism: Geodia barretti
Lineage: Eukaryota; Metazoa; Porifera; Demospongiae; Tetractinellida; Geodiidae
Source: the annotation of a GenBank genome assembly